Molecule: messenger RNA, 1317 nt
Organism: Rhodotorula toruloides NP11
Lineage: Eukaryota; Fungi; Basidiomycota; Microbotryomycetes; Sporidiobolales; Sporidiobolaceae
Exons: 12
Coding region: 1-1317 (438 amino acids)
Source: RefSeq, a predicted model, not a curated record
AUGAGGAUCACGGACUGGAUGCACACGACCGGUUCGAGCGGAGUCCUAGUCGCUCUCGCUUUCUUUCCUGCUGUCUACGCUCACAUGUCCAUCUGGCAUCCCUCGAUGUAUGGCGUCGGGCCCGGCUUCUCGUAUGACGGCGGGAAUCCCGUCGACCCGAUCGGUCCUGGGGUGGCGAAGCAGUCGGACUGGUGGUUCAGAGGGCCCUCGUACCGAGCGCUCAAGCCGCAGAACGGUUCUGUGAUGGAUCUGCCUGCGGGAGGGAGCGUGACUAUCGAGAUUACCUGCCACCUCGUCCACUCCUCCUACGGCACGCAAACAUCAGACCCUAACGACCCGCUCUCAGCCUGUCCGAACGGCUACGGCCCGCAUCACGCAGGCGAUCCGGCAGGACCGAUCGUGGAGAACCUCGUUUCUAGAUGCGCUCUCGGCGUGGCAGACAAGGACGACGACGAGAAAGUCGGUUGGGACGACAUUGUCAUCUUCUCCGUCACGCAUCGCUGCGUCCGGCAGCGGCUCACAACGUUCAAGAUUCCUGAUCGCAUGCCUGCUUGCUCAGGGAGCAAGUGCAUCUGCGGCUGGUUCUGGCUAGCAAACAACGGCACAGCCAACUUCUACAUGACCGCUUUUGACUGUCGCUUCACGGACGUCAAGUCAAGCAAAGCUCGCGCAUUGCUACCGCCUGUCGACCCGGCCUUCUGCCCGACGGGAAACACGACAUGCCAGCCUGCGAAAGGAGCAAAACGACCGCUCUACGCAUACAAUACGCCGACCAACGUCGUCUGGCAAGGCAACGAUGCGCGACCAGGCUACCAUCAGUCUUGGAGCUUCGGCGAAGACGGCGCCCAGGAGGACAUCUUUUCGGACAAGGCACCGGGCCAAAGCGGUGGAGCCGUCGCUUCUGGUGACCGCCCCGUCGCCGCGUCGUCCCCCUCCAUCUCCCCUUCUUCCGCAGCUUCGGCAAUGGCGGUCUCCAGCUCACCCUCGCCCAGCCCAGACCCAUCGUCUUCCUCUUCUGCCUCGACCGCGCCUUCUACCUCGAUCCUCGGCCUUCCUCGGCCUUCCUCGACCUUUCUUCCUCGCCCUUGCCGCCGGAAUUGUCCUCAUCCUCCUUCUCGCCGUCUUUCUCGCUUGUCGCCGAAGGUCAACAUCCCAACCGGCAGCUAUGGCUUCGCUUCCGAAGUCGUCGAUGCGCUCGCGUGGACGAAGCAGCAACACGGAGAGCGGGACGAGCGGUCCAGAGACGGAGACGGAAGACGAGGAAAAGGGCUCGUUGGGUGUGUUCCUCGCCCAUUCUAUGACAGCGCCUCCGCCUGA